AAAAAUGGUAGCCAUGCUUAAGUACUGCCAAAGGUGUUGUGUGUGUUUUCUGGCGAUGGCUGCAUAACGGAGAUGUGACGAACGUCGUGCGGGAAUGUGUGAAUUCGAUUUUAAGUUCGUUUUGUUAACUUAAUUUAUUGCCCGUUAUAUAUUGGUGUCACGAUAUCUGAAAUGUUUGUAGUGCUCGGCGUGUUUUUUCUUGACAGACUGAAUUGUGCGUGCCUCCUGUGUCUACACAAGUUGUUAUUCGUUUUACUCUUCGAACAUAGUGUCAAACUGAAUGAGAACGGUUGUGAUAACUUUAGUGAUUACUUUGUAGUAAAGAGUAGAAUAGUGUUCUGUGAUAUGCCGAAGAUUUGUGAUCUUCUGUUUACAACGAAUGUCGCAAUAGUGUUUUCAGCCCAUGAGUCGUGUAGACUCGAAGGCAAAUAAGUGUUUUGUGUUCCCAACGUUAUGACGGCAGUUAGUAUGCUGUCACCCAGUGGUUUUACGUUUUCAUUUACAUCGCCGCUAACAUAAAAUACUGAUCAACGAAAGCGAGGCCUUAGUUACUACUACUAGAAGACCACAUCAACGAAGCAAUAAUGGGUUAGACUAACUAUAUGUACAUAUAUAAACAGAAAUAUAUUUUUGCGUCAUAACCUCUAACGUGCUGUAGCAUGCAGUUUCUGUUUACGUAAUUUCACUUCUUGAAUGGUGAUUGAAUACCACACCCAAGUGUUAUAGAGAAGAAUGAUACAUAAAAUGGCUGAACCUGCCAAGGUGUGCUGUUUACUGAAGUAACGUGGCUGAAAUGGAUGAUGGAUCACAAAAACUGCUGGAUGUAAUUGAUGAUCCAACAGCUCUCGAGUCAUUUUUGGGAAUUGCAGCUGCAGGGGGUGCUUCAGGUGCCAACAGUAACCUCUCUCGGUCAGUUGCUGCGCCAGUCCCCGUGUCGACGCAACAUUUUGUCCUCACUCCAAUUUCACAUUCGCCACACGCACUUCCGGCAAAUAUUUCUGUUAGUUGCCCUACAUCUCAGACUGUUGUCUCCACUUCACAGUCCCAAAGUUUUAUUUGUACACCAGUUAAGAGUUCGAGCAGUUCUUCGGGAAUUGCAGUUGUAGCUUCCAGCAUAGCUUUUGGGCAUUCAGAAGCUGUUAUCAGUUCUUCCAAUAUAUCCUUUAGUGACUCUUCCAACAACUUGUGCCUGGAAACUUCUGGUAUUCAGAUUGGGAGUUCCAGAAUGCCAUCUGGGCCAUCCGGUGCCCCUGUUGGACCUCCAGCACUCGCUCAAGCGGUUUCUGCAAGUUCAAAUGUUUCCGGAUCCUCCAGCAUAGCGACAGUACUUAAUAAUUCGAACAUUCCUGUCGGAUCUAGUGGUGUUUCCAAUAUACUUGUCGGUCCACCCGGUACAGUCUUUACUUCGGCAAAUUUAUCACUCUCACAAAUGACUGUACCUCAAAGCACUACUGCGUCUCCGAGUUCACCGUUCUCCAUUCCUACUAGGUCACCACACGCACCCCCUACUCCAUCUCCGAGCCCACUUCCGAGGAGAUCACCUGCACCUCAGCACCCUCCGUCACCUGCUCCUUCUCCAUAUCAUGUGCAGCUGCAGUCUCCUCAAAACAGUGCUGCCACAGCGACAGCUGGUUUUGUCCUAUCUGCAACUGCCCCGCAGGCAAAUUUGGUGAAAGACAUUAUCACCAGUUUACCUCUACUACAGCCACCAUCCUUGAAGACUGUACAGGGCUCUAACAUUAAUGCCCCACUGACAGCUGGCAACUACAGUGUAGGGAAUUCUGUAAAAGAGGGUUUCAGGAGUGUGCACCAGCAAACUUCAACUGUCGUUUUACCCCAGAGACUGUCUGCGGCUACUGGCAACAGUUUGCAGUCUCCGCAAAAUGCGAGUUCUCCACCGUCUGUCCAAUCAUUUGUCAAUCUCCAGACACCGCAGCCUGUUCUGAUAUCCCAGUCUGCGAGCCUGCAGGCUUGCCCGGGCAGCCAGGUGUUGACCCACGGUGCCAAGAACAGCAGUCCUGUCGGUCCAGCUACUAGUGGCAGUGGGCCUCUUACACCAGCUGGGGCUCUCACUCCAGCACCAUCUCCGUCUCCCCAGCAUCGCACUGUGCACAGCCCUGUUAUUCGAUCAACAACACCAACUCCUGUUAUACAUCAGGCAUUGCCAGCAGGCUUAGCAAUACCUGGUGCACAACAGUUUCCCGCAGUGAUGUCGCAGGGUGGUACAGCUGUUCUGCAGACUACCAAUCAUCAGCUAGUUCAGAUCAUUCAUCAGUCUGCUGCUGUGCAAGGUGCAAGCUUUCCAGCACAUACACAGAUUAUAACAACAGGUGGUGCUGCUGCCCCCGUUCACCUUCACUCGGCAGCGGCGGCUGCUGCAGCCAAUGCAGGUGCAGCUGCUGCCGCUGCCAAAACCAAACAGCCACCACAAAUUUUGCCUAAACCACCAGGAACUUCGAGUCUGACUGCAAGUUCGGGACAUGUAAAAAUUCCAAAUGUAGCAACACCACCUCAUCAAGGUUUACAUACACAGAAUCACAGUACAGCAGGAACUCAAGUCGUCAUUGGUCAAACAAAUCAAGCGGCAAUGAUACCAACUGCACAGGGAGGAACUCUGCUACUUAAUCAGGUUCUAAGGCUUGUAGCAGCACAGGGUACAGUGCAACUGCAGUCAAUUCAGACACCUAGUGGUCCCACACUUAUUGCAGUCCCAUCAGGCUCAGCAUUGAGUUUUCAACCGGUGUCUCAACUUACUUCACCACAGCAACCGCAGACUCAGUCACAGCAAACAUCCAAACUAACAAAUCAACAUGUGUCUAUACAGACAUCAAAUACUAUUCUUCCAGCUGUCUUAAAUAAUAUUCCACAAUCCUUCCAGCAGAAUACAUCAAGAACAAGUCUCCAGAAUAAUGCAGCAGUUACCAACUUGAACCUUAAUGUGCACAAUUUGAGUCUGAAUGUUACAAAUGCAAAUUCUGCAACAUGCUCUCAUAAUAGUGAUAUUUCAGGAGACUCUUUACCAUCCUGCCAGAGUUGUUCUGUCACUCAGCAGACCCCAAAUAGUUCAAAUAUUGUGUCAGAGUCGCCUGUAAAUGUGAACUUGAAUGUGAAUGCAAGUGAAAGUGCUUCAAAGAGGAACUCACCCAGUGGACUUCAUAAUACUCCCGAGGUGGCCAAAGAAAAUAUAGAAACAGUUAAUAUUAGAGAAUCAAAUGGAAACCAAAUGGUGGCUCCAACUCCUCUGCCUCUAAACAGGAAAAAGUCUAAGAAGAAGAAAAAGAAAAAUAAACUGGAUUUAGCCAACAUCAUGAAGUUGUCAGGUAUUGGAGAUGAAGAUGAUAUUGCCAUGUAUGAAGCAGAGGAACAGCCAAUUACACCGUCGGCUGUUGGUCAUGUUCAUUCAGUUGACCAGUUGCAGUCUGAUAGCACUACUCACCCAUCACAAAUGUUGAACAACAUCCCAUCAGCUCCACAGAUUCCUAUGCAGGCAAAUGGCCAGGCAUCACUACGUGUUUCACUAGAGGACUGUCAGGUAGUGUUCCAGCCAACAUCUGAAACACAGCAGAACUCUCCAUCGGGCUCACCACAUCUUGUGUCCACAGGAACAAAUACUGUUAUGGCACAACCUAGCUCUGUUUCAUCCUCAAGCUUGCCCACAUCUCAAGUAAAUCCUGUUCACUUCGUGACUGCGAGCUACAGUUCAAGUACCUCUCAGAACACACAAACAUCACAGUCUGAAAAGUAUCAAUUACCAGCAAAACAGAAUGAUAGUUGUGUGAGUGGUUUGUAUUCUGACCUGUCUCUAAGAAACCAGCAAAGUAGGGACAUCACCUCUGAAGUUGGAGGCAAUAUAGAAGUAGCAGCAAUAACCAGUGCUUCAAAUCCAGUGACGUGUGAUGCAAUACAAAACAAAUCCAGUGGAAAUGAACUUGAGGAUAUUUUUGUAGGAGUCUCGGUAACAGAUCAGUCUGCUAUUAGUGAUAAAUUAGUUAAUUCUCUUCCAAGCAAUAUGAAUGUAAUUGUUGCAGAUGCUGUCAGUACUGUAAUUCCAGCAGUUACUACAUCAACAAAUACUUUAACUACUGUGACUCGAGAAGCAAGUUCGGCACCUAGUUCACAGCCAGUUGGAAAAUCGACACAGGUUUUGUGUACGGCAGUGGCUCCCAGUAAUGUAUCUAGCAGAAAUUCACAAAAUGAAAGUGUCAGCAUUUUAAUUGGUGGGAACCCAGCCAUUCCACCUUCAGGUUUCAUAUCACAUUCUGUCAUACCAGCAUCAAGAAGUUGUCUGCCACUAGAGCCCUCAAAAUGUACAGAUGGAGAAACAUCCAAACAGACACUAUCUGCUACAUGUGAUAAAGCUGUAAGUGCAAAUCCUCCCGGAAUCUUUAGUUCUGUCAGCCACAGUACGAGCACUAGUGUAGAACGUGUUGCAACAGGGAAUGCUGCCACGACACAAACAGAAAAUGUAGAUGUAGUUUCAACUUCAUCAGGAAAUGCAUUAAUAGGCCCACAGGCACAACUUCAAAAUAGCCAACAGUCUACUACAAGAGUUUCAGAUAGACAGUCCACCUUCUUGCCAGUUUCUUCAUCAGCUAGCUCUCAAAACACAUGCAGUGCUCCAAAAACUUAUCCUUCAGUAGAUAAUGCACCAACUAUUUUAGGUCUCCAUGCAUUUCACAGUUUACAAGGUUUAGUCUCAUCUGCAACACCAUUGAUGGCAACUAUUCCACCAAUCACUUCAAAUGCAGCUACAACAAAUUCCAGCUAUGGAGGACCGUUGACAUAUACUGGAGCUGAACCUUUGGUAAUAGCACACCACCAGAGUGGCUUGCCGUCUGUAAUUACAGGACCACAACUGCUACAGUGCCUUCAACAAACACAAGGCCAACAGACAGGUUUAAUUAAUAUGUCACAUUUACAGUUAACACAAAAUGCAAUCAGCAAAGUUAUUGGGAGCUCUACAUCUAGCUUGUCAUUCAAUGCUGGUACGGGAACAAUUUUGAUUGGUGGAAAUCCUGUGGAAAAUUUCACAAAUGCUAGUCAGCCAAAAUCGACAUCUGCCGCUGCAGCAGUUAUAAGCAGUGCAAAAUUUAUUCCUCAACCAUCUGUUCUCCUCCAGCAGUUAAACACUGGCUUACGAAGGUGUUCGAGUGAUUCAAAUUCUUCACUUUCCCUUGGAAGUCCUCCAUCUGUGAUUGGUUUAAUCAGUCAACAGACAGCUUCUCAAACAGAGCAGACUAGUAGUCAGCCUAUAAAAAAGGGCCCAUCACAGGAAUCUAUUGAAACGCAGACUGUCUCAAUAGGAGUGCAAAAUUCUAAUUCAAGCAGUUCCAGUUCAUUGCAAGGAUUUCAGAAUACAGUGCUGGAAAGUACAUCUCAUACGAACAAUAACUUUGUUUUGAAUAAAUUUACAAAAUCGGUGCAGUAUAAUAGUAUUCCUAGUGUGUCGCCUACUAUGAGUGCUGCCAAGAAGAAGAAGAAGAGGUAUGAACGAACACCACCAAAAAAUGUCACGUGUGUGUCAUCAGCAGGAAUUUCAAGCAAUAAUACACUGUCAUCAACAAAUUGUGUGAGGAACACUGCUCAACAUGUGGAAAAUGGGAACCGUGUUCUCCUGUCAGUGGAUUCCAGCAGGUGUGUGGUUCAAGAACGAUCUGCAGUGAAACCGUGUGGUAGUCACCUUCUUGUGCCGGGUCAGAAUUUUCAAAAACUCUCUGCAGAACCUGUUUCAUCUUCAUCUUCACCUUCAUAUGUUGUUUCCUCACCACAGUUCAGUGUUACGUCGAACAUCAGAGCAGCAGUAGUAUCAACAUUGGCGUCCCCCGGCUCGGUGGUGCAGCCAGAAUCGUCACACCAUUCAGCUGCGCUUUGUCAGCAAAGCAAUAUUACUCCUUCCUCCAACAUAAUUCAUAGAAAUUUGCCUCCUGCCAGUGUUAUGUCUAAUGUAAAUAAAAAUAUAUUACAACAGACAAACAUAAUUCCUGCAACAAAUGUAAAUAAAGGUAACAGUCAUUUUACUUCAAGUCAGGAAAUGAGAAAUUCAUCAUCACAUCAAGUUCCGUCCAUUGUACAGACGAGUUUAUCAACGAAUAGUCUGAUGAUAAGCAAUCAGCCUGAAAUUUUACAGGUUUCUUCUAGCUCAGUUACUGUUAUAAGUAAUGGAAUAACAAGCACAUCUGAAAUUGCUCAAAGGAAGCAAGGCGAUAAUCAGCGUGCAGUGGUGCAGGUUAAUAACUCCCAGCAGACAACUAACUCUACUGGUGGACAGAGCCCUGUUAAAUUUGUGACUGUACAAGAUGAACAUCAGCAGGCACCAGCAACACAAAAUGCAAAUCCUACAGCAUGUUCUAUUGGAAACCCACAGCAAACACUGAACAAUCAGUUAUCUCUGAAUAAUAUGAAUCCUAGUGUGCCUCAUCUAGUGCCAAUUCCCUCUAACUCCAUUGCGGUUCAUCCGGGAUCAUCACAUGGUCUUCAGAUACAAGCAGCGGGAACUACAGGGAGUCACGGUCUUUUGCCUGGAAGCAUCAUUCAGAAAGUGCACACCAUUCAACUCACUCCUCAGAAUCAGAAGCAUUUGAAAGCAAUACAGAUGCAGAUCCAGUCUUAUAUAACAAAGAAGACACUUAUUCCAAAUGACCACGUGUUGCAACAAUUAUUUGAGGAGCAGCAGAGAAUUUUAGCAACUGGGAUACUUGUUCCUACUAUUCCUGGGCAACAUGCACAAGGCUUGCAGUUUGUAACCCCACAAAGCACACAGUUACCAGCUGUAAGGUAUCACCAUCAGAUUGGAAAUCAGAUUAUACCUCUCACCCCGUCGACUCCUCCAAAAAAUCCGAGCGGUGUAACUGUUCUUAACUCACUUGCUGCCUCUCCCAAUCUUGGUGUUAGUAACUGUUUUACCACUGAUUUUACAUUCACCGCUAAUGCUUAUGCUGCUGCUGCUGGUUUUGCUGCUGCUGCUGUUGCUGCUGCCAUUAACAUCCCUCCAAACACCAUCUCAUCAGCCACCACUGUUGCUAAUGCUACUAUGAAAUUUACUGCCACCAGUGCAAGUACCACUGGUGGCUCUGCCAUGAUAAGUGUUAAUAUCAGUUCUCCUGCCCUAGUUUCCAUAUGUUCAUGUGACAGUAUUGUUAUGACAGACAGACAGUGCAGAUGUGUUAAUCGUGGUGUUAACAGUACCGUUAAUGGCUUUAAUCAAUCACACAAUUCUGCAAAUACAGCGCUGGAGACAGUGCGCCACACAGCAACACAGCAACCACAGCAGCUUAAUUACUACCAUCCUCAGAAACAACAACAACAGCAGCAGCAGCAACAACAACAACAACAACAACAACACCAGCAGCAGCAGCAACAGCAGCAUCAUCAACAGAAACAGCAGCAACAGCAACAACAUCCUCAAAAACAGCAGCAACAGCAGCAGCAUCUGUUGCUGGUAGAUGUAUCAGCACAAAUCAGUUCUCACAUUACUAGUGGCAAAGUAACAGAUGCAGAGUCAAAGUUGCAUUUGCAGCAGUCAAAUUCAUCCGGCACGUUACAACCCCAGCUGCCUCGUCACAGCCAUCAUCACCAUCACAACCAUCACCACCACCAUCAUUAUCACCACCACCACCAUCACCAUCACCACCAUCCAAACCUCCCUCAUAAUCACCCUGCCAAUCAGCAACCUCAUUUACAACAGCAGCAGCAACAGCAGCAGCUUCAGCAAUCUGUUGUGCCAGUACUGCACGGAACAAAAUCGUCAGCAGUUUCUGAAAAAGGAACGUCACCAAUCCAAGUACAGGUUGGAACACAGACAUGCAUGCCACCAGAAGAAUUUCCUCAAACUUCUGCGCAUAUGAGUAACAGAACAUCUUGUAAUGGAUCACCGAAUGGCCAGCAGUGUACAUCAAACACAUUUCUGCCAUUAAACAACAAUAAAUCUGCGCUUACCUCUAGUAGUAAAAUUCUACCUAAUCACACGUCAGCAGCACUAAAAUCCGUACCAAAUACUGUGUUUACAAAUGGCAGCAAGUCUCAUGCAGUAUCAUGUGCUGGUGGACCAAAGCCCCAAGCGAAUUCCUCUCCUGCGUCUCCACCACGUGGUACUAAACGUUCUGCUACAAGUCCGUUGCGGUCUAUAAGCAGAAGCGACCUCAUUGAACAUCAGCUGAAAACUGAUCAAACUGAAGCUUCAAUGCCUGAUGUGCAGACACCUUUUUCAAGUUCUCGCGAUGCAUGUAAGCGCCUUAUUCGGUAUCACGUGUAUAAUGAAAAGGUCUUGAGCCAGAAAGAUUUGGAGAAAGCUGAUGAAAUAUUUGAAGCAACUGCGAAACAUCUGUUAGAUAAAUUUCGGCAAAUGAUGAAUAAAUACAACUAUUUGCUGUUGAUGGAGAGCAUGCGUGAAGUAAACACAUCAGAAUUGAUAAUGAUUGAUCGGAUGUUUGUGGCAGAGGAACAUAAUAUUCUGGAGAAGCUAAAGGAAGAGGAACAGAGGGCAAAAGAAGAACCAGUGACAGCAGAUGUAACAGCUUUGAAAACUGAGCCUGCAGUUGAUUGCCAGAGCUGCAGGUAUCUGAAUUCCGAUUUAGCUGACAUUAGAGAUGUGCGAGUAGUCAUCCAGGAUGUCAUGAAAAAUGAAUCAAUAAAGAGAGAGUUGGAAGAAGACAAAUUCACUGUCAUAAAGAAGGAAAAGUUGGACUUCGAUAUAGACAGUGAUGAAGCGAUGCCAGUGGAACAGUCUACAUCAGCACUUGUUCCGAAGGUAGAUCAGAAUUAUGAUGAAUGGGAAGAAAUACAAAAGGAGCUAGGAGUAUUUUGUCCCACCUCUCAAUCUUCGUGUACACUUCAGGAGACCUCUGUUGUUGUAAAAUCUGAAGAAAAUGAGAAUGUCGACAGUUGUUGCCGCCACAUUAAAAUGGAAGCUGAUGAUGACGUGUCACACGGAUUAAAAAAUUUAGAUCCGUUGAAUUGUAGGACUCCUGAGUACAACAGGACUCACGAUAGUGUUCAGAACAUUUCUACAGAUGCGUUAAAAUGUGAACCUAACUCUGAAAAUAUGGACACAGUGCAAAAGUCCUGUGAUAGUGCAUCAAAUGGUGAACUCUGUGAUCUCUAUAACCACAAUAUUCCUAAAUCUGUUACUUCAGAUACUGAAAUUCCAGAAGAUCCAAACUGGGAGAAAAAGUUAGGAGUGGUGUCGGGGGGUCUCAAAAGUAGGUGCUCUAGAGAAAGAGUGGCUGGGGAGAGUGAGCCAUUGAAGUAUUUGAGCCAGUGUGUUGUGAACAAUUUAAGUAGUGAUGUUGAAGUGCAAAAGAAAGACAGGCGAGAUAUCUGUGAUACCACUGACAGUACCACAACUUUUGUGCACAAAAGAAAACGCCACAAACAUGAUACUCAUUUUGUCAGUGAACGUAUUAAAGGACUGUCUAAUGUGGUACGUGGAAAUAGGAGUUUUUGUGAAAGUGAACAGGAAAAUGAUGAUGAGGACGAUGAUGAUGACGAUGAUGAUGAUGAUGAUGAUGAAGACGAUGAUGAUGACGACGAUGACGAAGAUGAUGAGGAGGAAGAGGAGGAGGAGGAGGAGGAGGAGGAGGAAGAAAAUGAUGCUUUAAAUGCUCAAGUACAAAGUGCUAUCGAUAGCAUACUGAAUCUGCAACGCUCAGAAGACGGCUACGAAUUACCAUCUGCGAGUGUUGGUGCCGUGAGUGAUGUGAGUGUACUCAACCUGCCGGUAGAUGUAAACUCUGAAGAAAUAGAUCACAAAUAUUCUAGGAAAGUUGCUGAAGAUAAAUUAUUUUCGGAAGAGAGAAGUACAAAGCUUCUUAAGUGUCAAAAAAGGACUACAGGAUCAGUUGUGAAUUCUUGUGUUAAUUCUCCAGUGUCCAUUGAGUAUAGUGGUGAAACAGAUCCUUUCAUAAAUAGGAACUCUACCAUUGUUAUUACUAAUGGUGGUGGUAUCGAAGAAGACAGCAGUGGAAAUGGUGAUGCUGCUUUAGAUGAGGCUGUAAGAAGUAUAUUGACAUCCUGACCUUUGCAAAGCAUGACACAGCCUUUGCUGACCUUUGCAAAUGCACCACUGACUUCCAUUCUCAGCUCAAAUUGGUCAACUUUUUGCUAAGUUGAGUCAUUAUUUUAGAAUAAAUUCAUUAUAAUGUACGUUCUUCUAUAAAAAUGUCAUUUAAGCACAAAUUCUUCACUAUUCUAAAACAUAAAUCAGUAUUUAUUUUAUUAGUGAAAAUUGACCACCUAUGAUCUGUGAGGAAGUCUGUGACAGGCAGUCAGUCAAGCUUCGUUUAACAGCUCUAAAGUGUAAAACCAAUCUUUUGCAUAAAUAUUAUGCUCCAGCAAUGAAAACCUGCAGGUUUUGUUGUUUUUAUUUUAUUGGCAAUUUGUACAUUACUGAACAAUAUUUAAUUUCUGAAAACAUAUUAUGGCUAACGUUUCAAAUAAUGUCGUCAUCUAUGCUGGCCAUAUUUGUGUAGAAAGUAUGGUAUUACACUGUUUACUUAGAUUUGUUUGAUUCAACAGGGAAGUUUGUGUGUUUGAUAGAGAGAGAGAGAGAGAGAGAGAGGUAAACACAUGGGUGAACAUUAAACUGCACACAUUAAUGCUGGAACCCAUGUUUGCGAAUCUGCUCACUGUUUGGCAUUUUGUAGCAUUGUUAUUUCUUAUGUGAAUGGCAGUUAAUAAUAAGUUGGUUUUAAAACUUAAGUAUUACCGGUGUUCUUGCAGUGGGUGAGAAACAUGUUUUAUAUUUGUUUCCAGAAUGUAAUCUAGUCAUUAUCAAUAGUUUCAUGUGGAGUGAUUCCUGAACUUCCAGUAAGACACUGUUACCAUAACUGUUUUGUUGCAGUGCUAGUACAGAUACAAAUGACUGUGUAGGUAGAUGUAGAUGACACUUCUGGAUCAGUUUUUGUCUUCUUUGUUCUUAGGCAGAAUAUUAGUGCUGAGGUUUUAUGAGAUUCAUACAAAAUGUCCAUAUUGCAUGCAAUAGAGAAUAGUUUCUGUAUCUAGAGAAAGUUUGCCUACAGGUUACAGGAACAUCAGAUGGAAUAUAGAGUUGGAAGCUGUGUGUCAUCACAUUCCUUGGUUUUUGCUCUGAGUUUAAGACAAUUAUAAUGAGGAGUACAUACAUGUGCCAUCCAAUAGUCACAUUUUGGACAUACAACAUGAGGGUGGUGCUGCAGUGCAGUACUCUACCCCUCCCCUUCAGCAUACUGUAAUUUGUGGCCUAUAUGUUGUUUUCAAAUAAAGCCACUCAGAUAUUUUCUUUAAGGUGAAUACUCAUACAUUCAUAUCAGUUAUAAAAAAUCAUUUUGUAGCUCUAUCACAGAAAGAAUAAUAUGGUGUCAAAUGAUACACAAGAGAAUUAAGCAGACUGUCCUUAAGGUAAAAAAACUAACUCUAUGCAUAUAUCAGUUAUUUGUCCAUAUUAGUUAAAUCACUGUACAGCAUAGUCAGCCUGUUCUAUCAUGCAAAAGUGGCUAUUCAAAGGACAGAACAUUAUAGCCCAAGCUAAGAAGAACCCAUCUUUUAUUAAGUAAAUUGAACAUGUAUACGUUUUUCUAUGCUUUCAAAGGCAUAGAUUAUUUAUCUCAACUGCAAUCUAAUUAAUAUUGUAAAGUACUGAAUAUUGUUCUUUUUUGUAAUGUAGAGUAGAGAAAAUAAAUAUAUCUUUUAUUUGUCUAGAUCACAAUUUAUAAAGCAUUAGUGGUUUUGAUUGUGCUAGCAGUCAUCAUCGGAUCUUACAUACAGUAUUGAAAUUUGGGCAGUGCACUUCUCUGAUGUGUCGAGUAAGAUGGUGUUUUAAGUUUCUUCUGGUUGACUUAACCCAGAUCCAGAUGAGUUAUGUUCACCACAGGGCUUACUCUCACAACCUUCUGUCACACACAUCUGUUCUCUUGUGAAGUGUUUCUGUCAUAUUGCUCAUAUGCUUCAGGUUAAGGGUUACAUGCUACCUCUACUGUGCCCUGGUUUAUACUGUGUGACAACGUCGAAUUUUGUAUAACCCUAAGUUUAACACCAGUGGAUGUUUAAUUGCUUUAUCAGUUCAUACCACCACACUGUAAAACAUAAUCAUGGUUGUUUACAAUUUACAGUGUGAUGGUGUGCUUUGACAGAGUAAUUAAAUAUCUACCAGUGUUAAAUCAAGCAUUAUGCAAAGAUCAAUAAGAACAUGCAAAGCAUAGCUUUAGCUGUGCCCUUGUUUAUUCUGCGCGACCUCGUUGAUCUUUUAUACUGCUCGAUUUAAUGCUGGUAGAUAUUAAAUUGCUUUCUCAACAUAAACCAGCGCAAUGUAAAAUGUAAGCAACCAUGGUUACGUUUUACGGUGUGAUGUUAUGAUUUUAUAGAAUAAUUAAUCAUCCACUAGUGUUAAGUGUAGGGUUAUGCAAAAAUCAGUGAGGUCACACAGCAAAUGCUGCAUGUAAUCCUGAACCACAAGCACACAAACACUGUGAUAGAAAUACUUCACAUGUUAAAGAGAAAAGAUGUUUGUCUCACAAGAUUGUGAGAGGAAGCCCUAUGGUAAACAUAACUCGUAUGGAUUAAGUGUGUCAGACAAAACAGAGAGCUAGACUUUGGUUUGUGGAGACUGACAAAAAAUUUUCAUUAAAAUUUGAUCUUACUCAAUACAUCAGAGAUGUACACUGCCCAAAUCUCAACCUUGUAUCUAAUAUGAUUACUAUCACAACCAGGACCAGUAAUAUCAUUUUAUAAACUUGUGAUCUAGACAAAUAAAAGUUAUAUAAAAAAUUAAAGUACGUGUUCCACAUUCUUGAUCAUGUCAAACAUAGUUAGAGUAGUGAAAACAUUCAAAUGAACUUAUAAUAGUGGUUCCUUUCUCCUAACUAAGUGGCUAUGCAACUGAUGGCGAAUUCUUUGGAUCAUUGCUGUGAUGAUAGUUGCUUAUCUUUAAGAUAUUUAAUGAUUAUUUUUGAAGAUGAUUCCCUCAAAUCGAAAACAAAUUAUUACAGUUCCUUUGGUGAAGACUCUGGACAUGUACUCAGGAGAAGUGAAGCUUAAAUCCCUUUCUGUUCAUCCUCAUUGAGGUUUUGUAUUUUUUACGUUAAAUCACUUCAAACAAAUGUCAAGGUAGUUUUUUAAAUGCGACUGUGAUGAAUUUCUUUCCACUUGCCCAAUAUGAUCUAUUUCUCUACUUCUAAAGGCCUAGAUGUCAAUGGAACAUGAAAUUUGAACAUUCCUUUUGUAUAUCAAAACCAUCAGACAUGUUCUGUUACAUUAUAUUCAUUAUGGGCAAGGGAAAAGUUUCAAAAAUAUUACUUCUGUCUCCACUGGGUGUUUCCUUAGUAACUGAAAUUUUUUUGACAGUUAUUGCAGCAUUGUUUAAAUAUAUUAUGGAGAAAGGUUUCAAGUUCAUCCUUAAAACAUGUUGCACUUUGAAGGUAUCAAGAUGGCUUGCAUUGUGUUAUUUAACUAUGGCAGUCAAACAUUUAGACCCAAACCUUUGUCCAUACUCAUUAAAUAUUUGUCUCCUUUAUUGCAUUAAAACUAAACAUACAGCGUUUUGCCAUAGUUUCAUAGGGAUGACUAGUACCUGUACUCAUAUGUCAAAAAUGUAUUUUAUUUUAUCUUCACUAACUUACUUAAAUCCAGAGACAGCUGGUGAAUUUUUGCUUUCACCGUUUCAUGUCCAGAGUGUAUAGUCACACUAAUUGUUAAAAACAUCUAUAGUGACAUAAUUUUAAAUGAGGGAAAGUGUACAAGAGAUGAAUUUAUCCAGUUUUAAAUUAAUAGCAUUGUUUGGCUUAGAACCUGUUGGUUUUGCCUUUGUGUGCUUAUGAUAUACUGUGUCACUCAUGGGGAACAAAUUUGAUGUCCUAACUCAUUUUUAGAUAUUCCUCUGUAGUUGUAUUUGUAGCACUGCAACAUUCAGUUCACGUAAAUGUAAAACUUCAUCAGUGUAACAGGCUUGACAGCAUCUUCUUCUCAGUAUUCAGCAGUCUUUUGCAGGAAUGUAGAUACUAUUAGUACACCACAUUCACUCUUUAAGAAAGUGGAGUAAUCCAAAUGCCAAUCACAAUUUAUGCCGUUCACAUUUUUUUAGUCUGUUUAUUUACUGUGGUUGCCGAUUUUAUAGAUCUCCCCCCCCCCCCCCCCCCCUCCUUCCCCAGUAAAUUUAGCUACUUAUGUUCUCCUCUCUUUGUAAUUAUUCUUGGAAUACUUUCUUAUUUUAUUUCUUAAAUAAAAGAAAAUGCUGCAAAAUGUCUGGAAUCUUUUAAGUACAAAAGUAUAUGAGGCAUUGGCAGAGGAGCCAGAAUGAUUUAUAUGUAACACUUACUGCUCCUGAAAUUAUGUUCUCUGGUUCUGAACAGGAGCUAAUAUUUAUUAUAUAAUAAUGUGAUGCAAAAGUGUUGUGAUUUUUGCUGUGUAAUAUUGUUACUUAAGUUUAUGUAUUAAAUUCUUUCUUUGCUUUCAAGAAAAUGUAUUUUCUGAUUACACAUAUUGAAAUCAGUAGUAGCCAGUUAAGUGAUUGAUAUUCAGGAUUACCAGACCACCGAUGUAAAAUCUGAGGUAAAUGUUUGGAGACUGAUGACACUGUUUUUACCUUGUACAUUUGUUUGUAUAUCAUGUAGAGAACUGCUACUACAUGUGUUUAAGUACCCAGUGUUACAUACUGCACAAGAAGUAAUCCAUGAGGUAAUAUAAUAUGUGGUCAUUUUUACAUUAUUUGUUGUAUGUAGUUAAUGAUUUUUCAAUGAGAGGCACACUUAAUUUUCUGUGGUAAGGAGAAGGUUGCACCAUUUUUAAUGCACUGUUGUGUUGUUUCAUAGUGAAAUGAUUAUGUCUCUAUUAUAAACUUUGUGAUCACAAAUAUUUAAGACAGGUUAUUGUGUAGUAUUUUGACUAAUUAUUUGCUGCUCAUAAUUCUGCGGUAGUUCAGUUUGUCAGUAUGAUGGGAGAUGAGCCUGUUUAUAUGUAGAACACUUUUCCCUUCCUGGGUAGUAAGUAGUGGAGGGCAUUGGCCUUUCAUUAUGUAGUAAAAGUGUUGUGUUUCUCCAAAUAGUUUGUUUAAUAUGUGCUGUAGUGCAGAAAUAUUUAUCAUAAAUAAUAAAUUUCUCUGAGUGUUCUCACUUUGCAAACUUUUUCAGUUUUUAGUUGAAAUUCAUUGUUGGUAAUGCCAUCAUAUUUGUAAGUGCUUUAACACACUUAUUGUGGUAGUAGAGACCACUUCACAUAACUAACUUGAUUAACAGGCUGUAUAGCUAGAAUGAAAAUGGUGCAUCCUCCUAACCAAACCUCUGUUGAUUCUAAAAUUAUUUGUCCCUGCAACAUUUAAUUUUGUUUGUGGCUGCAUAUAAAGCAGAUAACGGGACACAAAUGCACUGCUUAAAUAGGCGAGUGUGAUUUAGAAAUUAGUACUGUAUAAUGCACAGCCAUCCCACUUCUAGAAGUUUAAGACUUUUAAUUGAUCAUUAGUCAUCAGCCUUCUUUCAAUUACUUCAGUGUAAGUGAGUCCCCUUUCUGUUGGCAGAAGACUGAGAUCACUUGCAUGAGAUAUCAUUUUGCAAGCUCACUCAAGUGCUUAGAGAAAUUGGCUGUACAAUGAAAUAUAUUUUUUUCUGGUUCACACUUAAUAAUCUGAUAUAAUUGUAUGAAUGUUGUUGUACACUGCAGCAAUUCCAUGUGUGCAUAAAUGUAAUUGAUAUAAUUAUUGGUUCCUAUGAAAAUUCUGUAAAUAUAAGAUUUGUGGAACAUGCCUCGCCAAAUUUGAAGCCUAGAUAAUGUACGGUGUUUUGUAUUUCGGGUAACUGCAAGUCCAAGCUAAAUGUGUUUAUCCACAUUGUACAUUGGGAACAGUGUAGAAACUGUGUUUUAAUUUAUGGAACUGGGCAUUUGUAGAUAGUAUUUAUUUAUUACCUGCCAGUCAUUUUUCAGAGUGAUAAAACUAUUUUACUCAGACUGUAAUAUUUGUAUGUAUAAUUGUGUGCAUAUGUAUAUACUUAUAUAUAUAUGUAUAUAUAUAUAUACAUAUAUAUAUAUAUAUAAAUAAAAGUUUAGAUUUUGGAGUGCCCAGAUGCAAAUAAUUGUGUGUUAAUAUUUUAAAUGUGUUUCUUAUACAUUUUUUCAAUUAAAUUAGUAAUUACAAGAACUGAUAACAGUGUUGGGGUCAUACAUUUGAUCUCUGUUUAUUGCUUGGAAAUUGUAUUAUUUAAUGUACAAAGUGAGAACAUUUUAAUCCAUGCAAAAUAUUUAUGAAAAUAAAUAGAGAUAUCAAUGUUGUAGGAAUAUUUUUACAAAAACUUGAAAAAUGUUCAUUUAUUUUUACUUUCAAUAAAAC
Messenger RNA from Schistocerca serialis cubense, 16285 nucleotides. RefSeq names its product mucin-5AC-like. Gene Ontology annotation, biological process: positive regulation of DNA-templated transcription. The record is from RefSeq and is a predicted model, not a curated record. Gene Ontology annotation, cellular component: SWI/SNF complex. Bases 794 to 10012 code for a protein of 3072 amino acids. The transcript is spliced from 18 exons. Lineage: Eukaryota; Metazoa; Arthropoda; Insecta; Orthoptera; Acrididae.